GUGGCAGGGAGAGGGACAGGGAGAGGGAUAGGGAGAGGUUGCCGAAUCCGAGGGUGCCGUCGGGGCAUCGGCGGAGGAGGCGGAGUGAGAGUUGGGAGAGGGUUAAGAGCAAGACGGCUAAUCAUGCGGCGGGCGGGAGAACGGUUUCCAAAUUCCGCAACCCCAAACCCCAGUACAACCAAGUCCACGCCCUAAUCAUCACCUGGUCAUUCCACGACCUCCGAGCCGAGGACUACACAGCGCCGCCGGCAGAGGACUACGUCUCGCUGGAGGAAGAAACGGCCCGGCUGCGGGCAACGCUGGAGAGCUACGGGUACACGGUGCACGAGUUCCUGAUCCCAAUGCACCGGUCCGUGGAGAGCCUCAAGGCGAAGCUGAAGCAGUUCUGCCGGUACGCGGCCGACGACACGCUGCUAAUGGUGUACUACCACGGCCACGGGGCGAUGGACGACGACAACGAGCUGGUGUUUAGCAGCCACGACCACCCAGAGAACGCCGAGUGGUCCAAGGCCGCCGCGGCCGAGCUUUACGCAGCUCUUCUCAGCGGCGACGCCUGCACCACGCACGGCCGGCGAGACAAAUACCAGGAACUGCUCAAGAAAUACGAGCGCUACCGCCCCGUCUCCACCCUAAAAUGGGACGCCAUCCGCACGCCCAUCCUCUCGGCCCCCUGCGACGUCCUUUUGGUGUUAGACUGCUGCGCCGCGGGCGGCGCCGGCCUGCGCCACCUCUCCUGGCAACCCCCGGCCGGCGCCGAGGCGUACACCAAGCACCUGUUUGCGGCGUGCGGGUUCGAGUCCAGCACCAGCGACGACAUGACGGCGGCGCUGUGCGAGGUUUUGGAUGAAUGGGUGCCCCCCAUCCCGGCGGGGGCGGUGGUGCCGGGGUUGGUGACGGCUAAGAGUGAGGUGGGGGUGAUGGCGACGGCGGGGAGGGCCGGGUCCGGGUCGAGGUCGAGGUCGAGGGCGGCGUCGGCGGAUGCGGCAGCGGCUGCUGCUGUUAGGGAUGUGGGUGUUGGAGGGGAGGCGGGGAAGGGGGUGGUUGGUGGCGGGGCGGGCGGGCCGGUGGGAGGGGGGCAGUUCUUGACGACGAAGCGGCUGCAUCAGUUGAUGGAGGAUAAGUUGCAGAAGCGGUCGGUUGGAUCGCAGCCUAUUUUUAAGCAGCUGCUGCCGCAGGACCCGGAGCAGUACAUCACGCUGCCGAACUUGAGAAACAGGGAUGCUGGUGGGGAGCUGAAGAUGGGGGAGAGGCGCGGGAGGAGGGGGUAUAUCAUCGCUUGAUGUCAACCAGGCCGUGAGCUUGAGCGAGGUCGCGGGUACGGCGGUCUACUAGUGGAAACGUCGGGGUCCACGAAGCGGGCACGCAGGGUAUUUCUUUGGGUUAGGGAGGUUGGUAUACGGCGUUUCUCUUUCACGGGCCAUCAUGGAAGCACGUACAGCACGCGCAAAUCAAGGACGGGGCCGAUGCAAUGCAAUAUAACUUCAUGCCAGACCGCAUCAGC
Chaetomium fimeti is the source of this 1501-nucleotide messenger RNA. RefSeq lists its product as uncharacterized. The record is from RefSeq and is a predicted model, not a curated record. Lineage: Eukaryota; Fungi; Ascomycota; Sordariomycetes; Sordariales; Chaetomiaceae. Bases 342 to 1280 code for a protein of 312 amino acids. The transcript has 4 exons.